AUGGACGAUAUUCAAGGAAGUAUCAGCUUACGUGACAGUAAAUCUAAAGUCUUUGAGAAGAUCCGCAAAGCUAUAACGAAGAGACAUGUGACUCCAUCUACAAUGAACGAAGUUAUGGCUAAGGUGCAUGCAAGUGAUAAUAAAUCUGAGAUCUUAAAGAAUGUUCGUAAAGCUGCAGAAAAAGGGCAAAUACCACGAGAUGUCGUUAGUGAAAUUCUAGUCAAUGUGACAAAGUGUGACGAUAAAUUUAAAGUUAUAGAAAAAGUUCGUCAAGUUGUAUCAAAGAGACGAGUGUCACAUGGCGUCUUAGAAGCAAUCUUGGGAAAGCAACAGCCGUAUGAUAAAUCGAAAAUUAUGAAGAGCAUUAGCAAAGCGGUAGGAAAAGGACAAUUGUCACCGUCUGUAGUUGAUGACAUAGUUUCUAAUGUACACCCUACUGACAGCAAGACCGAAGCUUUGAAGAAAAUACGUAAAGCGAUAACAAGGAAACAUAUUACACCUUAUGUUAUGAAUGUAGUUCUUACAAAUGUACAAGGCAGUGAGAAUAUACCCGAAAUCAUGGCCAAUGUUCAUAAAGGUAAUAAGUAA
This is a messenger RNA of Spodoptera littoralis (African cotton leafworm), 588 nucleotides long. The record is from the annotation of a GenBank genome assembly. NCBI's taxonomy places the organism in Eukaryota, Metazoa, Arthropoda, Insecta, Lepidoptera, Noctuidae.